UAGACGUCCGCGUUAAAUGAACAUACAAUGAACACUUUACCUAUCAUAACAUGGAAUCAGCUGAUACUUCCGGUCAGAGACGCCACUCGACCGGGUAAAUAAACAACCUAGUGAUCAGGCCAUAUGAGACAAUCGUUGGAGAAGAAAGGUGGAGAGAACAGCAUGUUUUAUCAACUCGUAAUUAUAUAUUGACCACCAACAAGGAUUUUUAAAUUCAGGAAAUUGUGAUUAAAGCGUAGAAAGCAACGAUAAAGGAAUGGCAUAGUUUCACAUCAGCCUGUAAGUGAUGCUACGUGUUAACAUAGGAAGAUGACAAGACCAUCAUUGUAUAACGUUUUCACAUAGGUAGAUCUUGGUGGACAGUGAUGAGCAAGAAAGAUACACACAAGGAAACUUCACCAACUCGCAGGAACUCCAGAUAUGAAAAGUUUCACAAGUUGUUCAAGUCUGUCCCACCAGAGGAAUCCCCCAUUGACUAUUUUUCCUGUGCCUUUAUUGGAGACAUUCUUCUCCAGGGACAUUUAUAUAUCUCCCAGAAUUUCUUCUGCUUUCACUCCAAGAUCAGGGGGAGGGGACGAUUGUUGGAGAUUCCAAUGAGCAGAGUUAUCAGCAUUACUAGGGAGAAAACAGCACUUAUCAUUCCAAAUGCCAUUGGUUUCCAGACAGCUGGUAAAAAGUACUCAUUUGGUUCAUUCCUUACAAGAGACAGUACAUAUAAGUUUGUGAUUGGUCAUUGGAAAAGAUGUCAAGAAAUGAGCAAGACCUUGUUACAAAAUCAGUCAAGUGGAACAGAAUCAGAUGUGCCGUAUUCAUUAAGGGACCAAACUCCCGACACACCAAUGGACAAUUCAGACAUAACAAAAAUGUUUGACGAGUCACAAAACAAUGAUGUUGACAAUAACAAUGUGAUAAAUGGACAUAUAAUAUCCCGGCCAGACACGGAAGAUUCAGACGCUGGCGUGUGCCUUGCGUGUGGGUCAAGGGAUGCAAGUGAUGAAAAUGUGAAAAAUGACAUAUCAAACAAUGUUAAUAAGACACUUCAGAACCAUGUUCUUAUUUCUCAAACCUCAACUGUUGUACAUGAAAAACCAAAACCUGUGAAACCUCGAUUUUUUAUUGGCAGUGGAAAGUUUGUUCCUUAUUUCUUUCAGUGUUUUGACUGUGAGAAAAUGUAUGAAGCCUUUUCACAGCUGUCUCUCAAAUUCCAAAGAAUUCCAAGGACCAAUAUAAUCCUCGCAAUAUGCAUUAUCAUGACAUUAUUUUUAAUUGUAUCAGCCAUGGCAUUAACCUACAAAAUCCUUUUGUUGCAAGUCAGGAUUGAUUCCAAAGAUAUCUGGUCGCCAUCUUCUAAAGCUCAGUGGAGAGAGAAAAUGUACUCGUCAAUAUAUGGUCUACAAAAUCAGAACCAUUUCAGUGUGGUGAAACAAAUGAAUGAGAUAUUGAAAUCAAACCUGCAAGUCUUAGAAGAGUUAAGUGAAGAUUUGAAAAGAUUAAAAUCCUGGGGACCAGAAAGAACUAAGUGCGAAAAGGGUGAGACUGAAUGCAGCUGAUACAUUACAUUCCUGUUCAUGUGUAAAGACUAGUCCAAAUCAAAAGAAAGAACAUUCCAUUGUUUAUUUAUAGUGUGGAUAUAACCUGUAUCAGGACUGUUGAAGUAGGGCACAUUUUCUGUGUUUCAUAUCUGUGAUUCAACAUUUUUACAAAUUGUGAAACGUUUUGUUAUGAUCAAUUUUUGUGCAAUAUUUUAUGAAAGAAUACAUGUAUUUAUGUUGCUUUUCUUAUUGCACUGGUUGAUAACAAUCAAUGACCUAUGAUCUUGCUUUAUGCAAUCAGUUAAGUGUUACGUAGUUUAUGCAUAUCUGUAGGCAGGUAGAAAAUAGUUAGUUUAGGCCGUCAAAAAAUAAUGUUCUUUUUCUUAGGUCAAGAACUUUUCUGUUGGAAGGAACAACAGAAAACAGUUCUAUCCAAAUUCGACAUUCCUACUUUUGGAAAAUAUUCAAUGUACAAAAAUCAAAAGGAUAUUUUAAAAAAACUGAAAAACAUAAUUGAAAUAUUAAUAAUAUUAGCUAUUCUUUUACUAGAUGGCUGUUAACCCACCAAAAAUGUUGGUUUUUUUUACACGCUCAUCACAUAUAUAUUAAAAAAAAGCCUAAGAAUAAGAACAUUAUAUUUUGAUGGCUUUUGAAUUGUCAUUUUGAAGAGUGACUUUACUGCCGUCCAAUGUGAUAAAGUUUUUUCCCUUUCAUUAAAUUUGUUAUCUAUUAUAUAUUUUUGUAAGCUACCUUGGUGCAUGUCAAGUAUUAGUUCGAAGCUGCAUGCUGACUAAAUAAAAUAGUAUAGCGAGCUAUUUUCUAAGAAAUUUGAAAAUUUGAGAGUUUUAAUGAUGUUAAAUAUAAUCAGCUUUAGUGUGCAGAUAUUCAGUAGCCUGUUACAUGAACAAAAUUGUUGAUAUAAAGUACUUAUAUGUAAUGAAAAAAUCAAUGCAACUUGUGGUCAGUUGUAAGAUUUGUGUUAAAAAGACCCAGAAAAUCGCUGAAGAUAUUUAGCCAUAAUCCAGUUUUGUAAUUGAAAGCAAAGUCCUAAUUUUCAGACUAAUUCUUAUUUUCUCAACUUAGGUUUCCAAAAGUCUGCAAAAUUUAUGAAGAGAAAAGUAUUAGAAAAAAACUUCCAUUUUAUAUUGAGAUAUACCUGCCUGACAAAGCCUUUGUACUGGUUUAUCAAAAUAUUUUUUUCUUACUUCUAAUAACUAUCAAAUAUAAUGUAUAUAUAACACAUACUACAUGUAUUAGAGAUUUUUUCAGAGAUUUUAACAUUUUUCCUCAAAUCAAGAUUCAAGAUAUUUAUGUUUUUUUUGACAAUGUACUAACAUUAUCAUGUAUGAAUGGUAUCUCAUUAUUUUGGUCUUUCAUCUAUAUAAGUCCAGCUUUCAUAAUUCAUUACCUAUGAAUGUUGAUAACAAUUAGGAUCGAAAAACUGUUACUUUAUUUCAUUACAUGUACUAACAUGACAAUCAUUUAUAAAAUCCAAGUGCUGUAUUCUAAAACCAAGAUGUUUCAUAAUCUGUGAAUCAGUCUUAAAUGUAAUCUUCAAAAAAAGGUGAUUCUAUAAGGAGUUAUAGCCUGUUUACAAUUACUAUGCAUUUAUUAAAUCUGUAUGAAUUUUCUUAAUUUCUGUAAAUUUUCUUGAUUUUUAAAUGUUUUUUUAGUUAAAUUAAUUUUGUUACAAUACUUUAAAAAUUAAAUCAAGUCUAUUAUAUAUUCCUUAUGAGUCGCUUGAUUAAAAGAUCAGUUGGCUUACAUUAUUAAACUGGUCAAAUGAGAUAUUUGUUUUAAUGACAGUUUAUAUCUACUUUUAUAAAUGCAUGUUCAAAUAAGAGAUUUUUUUCUCAUUUGACAUUUAUUGAGGAUGGAUUAUUAUAUUUAUAGAAUUUUAUAUGUUUUGUAUAUGUGGAUGGUGUAUCUGUGAUCAAGUGUGUAUACAGAAAUCGAUUUGCAUCUGUAGGUCAGUGUUAAAUUAAAAAUUCAAUUUUGGAUCACUUGUAGUAGAGUUUCUUAGGCUUAUAAUGUAGACUGCCUAUUGUGUAGUUCUUUGCUUUUAGUGAUUGUAAAAGGUGAACUGAAAUUAAAAUAUAAAUAUAUUUUUAAAUGUACAGAUCAAAUACAAAAGAUAUAUCUAGAAGUUACUUUUUGUGAAUUCAUUUUGAUAAGGAUAGAAAUUUAAUUUUCAAAUAAAAAAAAUUGUGCAGUUGUUAAAAAAGGGAGAUAAUUUGUCAAAAUUAUUUUUAAUGAAUUUUCUUUCUUUUGUCAAAGUAUUUUAAAAUAAUAACAUAGAUUUUAUUAUAAAUUGCUUCCCCCCACUGAUAAAUCUCAAAACUUUCCAUAAAAAAACUUAAAUAUUUUACAAUUCAUCUUAAACCUGUGGUUAUGAAUGAAAAACCUAUAUGUUUGAUCUGCUGAAUGAAAGAUAAUUAAAAUUAAAAAAAAAAUUAUUCUCAGGACAUCAUGACAAUCAAAGACUUACUUGUGACAAUUUGUUUUUAUUUCAUACUGAUGAUCUCAAAAAACAUUUUGAUAAUCCCCUGAAAUGUUUUUUUUUUUGAUUGGAAUAGCUGUGAUGUAAGUUCUAGAAUGCAGCAGUAUUGUUCAGAUACACGUUUGCAGACAAAAAGACAAAAUAUUCUAUUUCCUCAGACACAAACGUGUACAAGAGGUCAUAAACAUGAUAAAGUAUACAUAUAAAUCGACAGCAGAGUAGUGUACGAUAAAAGCAUGUGAAAGACCAUCUUUUCAAUAUGUAGAUUACAGGACCAGUGUUAAGUCAGGACAAUUAAGUUUGUAGUGUACCAGUGUAAAGUCAGGACAAUUAAGUUUUAUUUGUUUGCUGUUGUAGUUGUUGUUAUUGUUUUAUUCAUUCCAUUUUAAAUUAUAAUUUAACAUACAUAUUUUUUUUCUCAGAAUAAAAAAUAGGGAAGAUAUGAAAAUGAGUUACUACAAAUAGAAACUGUUGUGCAGGUUUUAAACAAUUAAGAAGAGCCCACUGCUAUAACAGGAAAACAUUCAUCUUGAAAAGAGAAAGUUUUCUUGUAUUUAAAAACACAAUAUAGACCAUUAUUUUCUCCUUAAAAUUGCAUGGAAGUAUUUCAAGUGAAAUUUAUGUAAUAUAUUUGAUAAGCUCUUGUUUUCAAGAAGCUCUUUCUGCUUUAAGAUACAAACUUCCGUUUUCUGUAAAAGUAUUGUACAAUCCAUUGAUAAAUGUUAAGUAUUUGAAAUUGUUAACAAGUCUGUUGUUAAGUUUGAAAAGUCAAAUUUUUGUUUAUAUGUACAUUUUUUUGUAAAAUCUGUUCAUUAUUUGUAUCAAUGAUUAAAACUUUUUUUUAGGAAGCCAAAUAGAUGUUCAAAAAUCACUGUACAAUCUUGUGUUUCUGUUGAUCAAUUAUUUAUAGUUAGAAGUAGUGAUUGUAAGCUAUUGACUUGUACUUAAUUUUCACAUAUCUACAAUCGCCGGUUUAUCAUUUGUUCAUGCCAGAAAAGAUAAGGUGCAUUAAGGACCCUUUUUGGCAGUAAAAAAGUGGUUUCAAAAACAUAAAACUGAUUUAUCUGUAGAGAUACUGAAUAGAUUUAUGCAAAGUUUAAAUUGUAAGAUCUUUUGAAAGAGAACAUGUAAAAUUAUCUUUGAAAUUUGACAAAAAAGUGUGAGGGGAAUGUGUUUUUUUUUAAAUCAAUCUUGGAUUUUAAAAAUUAAUCCCAUUUGUUUAAAUCAUUCAUUUGGUAAAUAGUAAAUGAUAUUGCAUGUGAAAAUACCAUAACUAAAAUACUGGCAUGAAUACAAAUGUAUGAACUGUAACAUUUGGGUGUGUAUUAUACAGGGAUUUAUAUCUCUGUAAUCAGUGCUAUAUUUUCAUCUGUGAUAUUUAGCUUGCUUUACACUUCAGUUCUAUGCUGAGGGUUGUAAGCUACUGGUGAUGCAUGGUCAUGUAGAUUAAUGAUUCUGUUAUUAUUGUAACCAAAAAGUACUUAAUGAAACCUUUAUAUGACAGUCUUUGUAAUUUAGCUAGAUAUUGAUUUUCUAAUGAAAUGUCAAUGUAUCAUUGAGGCUGAAUUAAAAGUAUUCUGGUUUUGCAGGCCAUCCCAAUGAAUUUUGAAUUGUUUGUAUCAAACAUUUUAAUUUUGAAUUUAUUUGUGAAAAUAUAAUUGAAGUUUUAAAUUUAUUUGAUAUAUAUUGUUCUUAAAUUGAAUUAAAUUUGAUGUUUUAAAACAAGUGAUUUAAAAACUUGCCAAAAAAGACAGAUUUCCCUGCAUAAAGUCACUUUUAUGAAAUGAAAAAUUUAAGUGAGAGCAACUGAGACAGCAAUGGAACAUAACAAAAAAAAUCUAUAAGUAAACACAUGGUCUUCUGAAAAGUUUGUUGAAACAAACUGUAGUUAUGAAUUGGGUGCCUACAGAAUAUAAAAUUACAUCUAGAAAA
Mytilus trossulus (common blue mussel) is the source of this 5964-nucleotide messenger RNA. Its product is annotated as GRAM domain-containing protein 2B-like. The record is from RefSeq and is a predicted model, not a curated record. Bases 366 to 1550 code for a protein of 394 amino acids. The transcript has 15 exons. Gene Ontology annotation, cellular component: endoplasmic reticulum membrane; endoplasmic reticulum-plasma membrane contact site; plasma membrane. Gene Ontology annotation, molecular function: sterol binding; sterol transfer activity. Gene Ontology annotation, biological process: intracellular sterol transport. Lineage: Eukaryota; Metazoa; Mollusca; Bivalvia; Mytilida; Mytilidae.